This is a messenger RNA of Sinocyclocheilus rhinocerous, 539 nucleotides long. Its product is annotated as eukaryotic translation initiation factor 3 subunit K-like. Gene Ontology annotation, biological process: regulation of translational initiation. The record is from RefSeq and is a predicted model, not a curated record. The transcript has 5 exons. NCBI's taxonomy places the organism in Eukaryota, Metazoa, Chordata, Actinopteri, Cypriniformes, Cyprinidae. The annotation marks the transcript as partial. Gene Ontology annotation, molecular function: translation initiation factor activity; ribosome binding. Gene Ontology annotation, cellular component: eukaryotic translation initiation factor 3 complex; cytoplasm.
AAUGAGUCAAAUCUAAUGAAUGUGCAUGAUAACAGGUAUAACCCGGAGAAUCUGUCCACGCUGGAGCGGUAUGUGGACACUCAGGCCAGAGAAAACACCUACGACCUGGAGGCCAACCUGGGCGUGCUCAAACUGUACCAGUUCAACCCGGCGUACUUCCAGACCACCGUCACGGCUCAGAUCCUGCUCAAAGCCCUCACCAACCUGCCGCACACAGACUUCACGCUCUGCAAGUGUAUGAUCGACCAGACCCACCAGCAGGAGGAGCGUCCGAUAAGACAGAUCCUGUAUCUGGGGAACCUGCUGGAGACGUGCCACUUCCAGAGCUUCUGGGCCAGUCUGGAGGAGAAUCGAGAUCUCAUUGAUGGAAUCACAGGAUUUGAGGACUCAGUGCGGAAAUUCAUCUGUCACGUCGUGGGAAUCACGUAUCAGAACAUCGAGUACCGGCUGCUGGCUGAGAUGCUGGGAGAUCCUCUGGGUGAGACACUGUCCUCCACACACACACUCUCACACACACACACACACACACACACACUCAC